AUGGGCGAAGACUACGAAAUCCUCGAGCUUAUAGGCCGAGGCUCGUUCGGUCAGAUUCAUAAGGUCCGGCGUAUUCGAGAUGGCUUGAUUCUCGCCCGAAAAGAAAUAUCGUACAACCGCAUGUCAGCUAAAGAAAAGGAGCAGCUAACCGCCGAAUUUUCGAUCCUGUCGAAGCUCCAGCACCCAAACAUUGUUCGGUAUUUCAAUCGAGAACACAACAAAACUGACCAGUCUCUCUACAUAUACAUGGAAUAUUGCGGGGGCGGUGACCUUUCGACUCACAUCAAGCGAUGUAAAUCCAACGGCACUCUGGUACCGGAACACGUAGUCUGGAGCAUCUUCACCCAGCUUGUUUUGGCGCUCUAUAAAUGUCAUCAUGGCUCUGACCCUCCGGCACUUGAGGAUAUGAACGAAGGUUGGGACAAAAAAAAGAAGGCAGGCUCGACAGUUACUACUUCAAUUCCCGCCGCCGGGAGUGCCAAAGCGAGCAGAGAAGUCAUUGUCCACCGUGAUCUCAAACCGGAAAAUGUAUUCUUGGACCACGACACUUGUGUCAAGCUAGGCGACUUUGGACUCUCUCGGAUACUAGCUUCUGACCAGCAUAUGGCAACCACUUACGUCGGAACCCCUUAUUACAUGUCCCCCGAGAUUGUCUGCGAUUUGCCGUACACAUCAAGGAGCGAUAUCUGGUCACUUGGCUGUGUGAUAUACGAACUCUGUGCACUUUCUCCCCCCUUCGAUGCUAAAAGCCUCCCCUCUCUGUGCCAAAAAAUACAAGCAGGGAGGUAUUCGCCAAUUCCAAGCUCCUAUAGUCCGGAGCUGCGGAGAGUAGUUGAUCUCUGUUUGAGAACAAACCCAUCUGACCGACCUGAUACAGCGAAACUACUCGAUUUACAGAUUAUUAGAACCAUAAGGAGGGAGCUUGAUGCUUUAGAGAUUAGCCGCUCGCUAAAAAUUCGAGAAGAUUCAUUGAGACGAAGGGAGAAGGAGCUAGAAGUCGCUGAAAAGAGCAUGAACAAAAUUCUCGAAGAUGCAGCAUCGCGAAUGAGGGCCGAGAUUGACGCAGAAUUACGCAAAGUUUGGGAUGAAAAAGCAGAGGAAGAGAUACGCAGAAGAGUGGAUUUGGAAGUUACGCGCCGGUGUGCAGAUCAUGAUACGGAUAUGAAGCGACAAUACCAUGAGGCUUUAGAAGCAAUGCGGGGCGAAUUCCGCUCAGUAUUUGAAAAGCAAGUUAAAGAGGAGGUCCAAAAGAGGGUUGCCGAUGAGUUGCUUUCCAGCAAAAUCAGCGUGCUCGAUGUUGCGGAACGAGAUGCGCGGAGCGGGAGCAUCCACAGCACCCAGCUAGGAUCCACAGGAAGCCCUCUAGAGGCGCUAGAGCCGGGCUCUCAGAUCGGCUGUUCACGUUCCUUAGGAGACCCACAAGCUACUCACCCUAAGCCGGAGGAUGUUUGUCCUGCGUCGCCAAUGGACAUAUCCGCAUCACCUGCCCCAGCCCUCGAUAGCGCCGCUCAUCGGCGAACUCAGCAGCAGUCUCCCACACGCAGGCGUAAUACGUCAGGAUCGCAAUCCGUAACGGGAGGCUCCAACACUGCCUUUCCAGAAACGGAGGAUGUAUACAGCGACGACGAUGAAGAGGAUGAACGAGAUGAGCCAAGCGCUCUACAGAACCCUCUCAGCCGUCCAAUUUUUGUAACGUCCAACACUACGCCGGCGGGUGUGUCCCGACAAGGGCUUUCCCGGGUUUACUCUGCCCCAAUAAACCAAAAUCCGCAGAUGCCAAACCCAGCCAAUCCAUCUACCCCGCCUAGAGGAAGGAGAACAAGCUCUGGGCAUGGGAUGCUUAAACCGAAUCCUGGGGCCGAGAAUAGACAGCUAUCGCCAACUAGACGCCUCUUCGCGAGCAACUUUGACGUGGUACCUGAGUCUAAGAAGAACAAUAUCGGGGCGAAGGCUGCCGCUAUGAACAAUGCUCGGGGCAAAAGUAUAGUAAUGCUGCAGAAAGAAAAAAAGGAAAAGGAGAAUAGCCACGACCCAGUUGCUGUGUGGGAUCCCGAAACGGAACCCGAUAUGCCAAGCCCCUUUAAAAAGAAUAAUUUAUACUGA
Messenger RNA from Orbilia oligospora ATCC 24927, 2103 nucleotides. RefSeq lists its product as uncharacterized. The record is from RefSeq and is a predicted model, not a curated record. Gene Ontology annotation, biological process: protein phosphorylation. Lineage: Eukaryota; Fungi; Ascomycota; Orbiliomycetes; Orbiliales; Orbiliaceae. Gene Ontology annotation, molecular function: ATP binding; protein kinase activity. Bases 1 to 2103 code for a protein of 700 amino acids. The transcript is spliced from 4 exons.